GUAGUCCCGUUCUCAUUCCCGAACAUUCUCCGAACUUCGCUUUCUUCAGCUUCUCGUUCUCUCUCUCUCUCUCUCUCCCUCGUCUCUUCCCGUCAAUGAGUUACGAUUACAGGAACAGAGCAAAUCAGCCGUACGAUUCUCAGAUCCCAAUGUACAAAACCACCCCAUCUUCAUCUUCUUCAGCACCAGGCCAUCAGUUGUACGGAGCUCCUAUGUAUCCUAGGGUUAGUCAACCCUCGUUCGGCGCCGUUCCUACCCCCGGCCGUGCUUCCUCUUAUCAACAGACCUCUGCACCUUCCUCGUCUCCUGGAUUGGGCAUUAGAGUUGUGAUCAAACCAGAAUUUCGGAUCUCUCCUCCGCCUCAAUUAUCACCACAAGUGGGAGAGAUUCCCCGGAGCACUUUCCAGUUUGACUUUGAUCUCGAGAAAAAGAUAUUAGCUGAAGCAGAGAAGGACAGCCAAAAUUGGAGCAGGCUUGGGUUGGAGAAUCUUCCGUCUAAAGCUUUAGAAUCAACUCCAUCAAUGGGUUCCACUGCAGAUCCUGUGGUGAGCAAAUACGUUGCAUCUGGGCUUAGUCGAGAAGCUGUUCCUCUUGCUGUUGCCAAUUAUGGAGACAAUGAAACCAAGGUUCGGGAAUUUACCAAUGGCUACACCCUCCUGCGAGAAAUGGGAUUCUCAUCAAGCAAUGUUGCUGAAGCUUUAGUCAUGUAUGACAACGACACCGACAAGGCUCUUGCGCAUUUCCUUAACAGCUCGUCCUGAGAGAUCAGAUGGUCUUAUAUUAUAUAUAUGGUAUACAUCCACACCGAGUAAGAGGUUCUAUGGUAUUGUACAAAUAGUGUGUUUAUAUUUACUCAUGCAGAUUGGCGACACUACUUUUGUAAAAGAUGUUUGUUUUUAGGUUCCGUUUCACAAUACUAGUAGCUUAUCUCGAUAGCCUUCCAGAUCCCUUGGCCUGAUCCUAGGUUUCCGUUGGACUACAAAUCCUAGCCUGAAGGCCAGGCUUUUGGCCCAAAAAUGUGUUUAGCCCGAGGUCAGGUUCAAAAGGAUUAGGGUACAUUGUUCCUCUAUUAUUUGGGCUUGGCCCAAGAUCCUGUCCCGUCUAGCCUGAUAAUUUGGGGUCAAACAGCAGCUGGGCACAUGCCCUGGGCCGAGCCUGGCUUGUGUGCUCCCUCUAAAAAUGUAUGUUUAAGGCGAUGUCACUGAAGUGACGAGCCCAAACUUUCCACAUGUUUAUAUAAGUAAAAUAAAUGAAGUUUUAUAA
Molecule: messenger RNA, 1263 nt
Organism: Vitis riparia (riverbank grape)
Lineage: Eukaryota; Viridiplantae; Streptophyta; Magnoliopsida; Vitales; Vitaceae
Exons: 5
Coding region: 96-761 (221 amino acids)
Biological process (GO): ubiquitin-dependent protein catabolic process via the multivesicular body sorting pathway
Cellular component (GO): ESCRT I complex
Molecular function (GO): ubiquitin binding
Source: RefSeq, a predicted model, not a curated record